GGUCGCAAUUCCUACUCUAAUUUUACAGUUGUUUCUUACAAUACUUUAAAAAAAAUGUCGUACAUAUUAGUAAUAUUUGGGUAUUGUGUUUUAAUUUCAACGAUAGUUUAUUGUGAUAAAAUCGAUACUAGUUGCACUAGCGGAAGGUUUAGCGCAGUUCGUAUGGGCAACUGCAAGGGAUUUUAUUAUUGUAUCGAGGUGCCCACCGGUAGUUUUUAUGCAGUCAAAUACGAAUGUCCUGUUGGAGAAUCGUUUUACAACGCUGGACAGAGAUGUUUAUUGGAUGGUAGCUUUAAUUGCGACGAAUCAGCAAGUGACACCAUAUUUCAGGAUAAAAAUGCUUUAAAUCAUUUCCAAUGCCCAGCGCCUGGACAUUUUCCCGAUACAAAAUCAUAUGAUUGUAAAACGUACUAUACAUGUUCAUUGGAUGGAAACAACGAGUUGGUGGGCAAAUUAGUAACGUGUCUUAAUGAUACAUUAUUCUCAUGGGAUGAGAAGAAAUGUGUAAGUGAUUUUUCCUACGAGUGUCCAAAUUUCGUGCCAACAAUGGUUCUGAUUACCAACUCAAUCAUGUCGCAGAAAACGAAUUUUUUAAACGAGUUUAUAUGUCCAUCCGCUGGUCGAUAUGAAAAUACGGAAUCUAGUGAUUGCAGAGAUUACUAUCUAUGUACGGUAUCUGCUGAUGCGACGAUUAAGGCUACCCUAACUCAAUGUCCAUCGACCACGGUAUUCUCACCGGAUGAUAAAAAAUGUGUCAAAUCAUCGCAAUAUCAAUGUCCAGCCCAGACUAAGCCUGUGGAGGCAACUUCGACCACUAUAGCUUUAACUCCCGAGGUUGGAUAUCAAUGUCCAGGAAUUGGUCAAUAUCCUCACGAAGAGUCUCCUGAAUGUAAUUCUUAUUAUGUGUGUACUUUGGAUGUAUUUGGAGAUCUUAUUGCUGUAUUGACUGAUUGCCCACAAUCUACGAUAUUCUCCUGGGAUGAAAACAAAUGUGUAUCGAGGAAUUUAUUUACAUGUCCUAAUACCGAACUAAAAGAAACAACUACACUACCUUCAACAUCAAUCGUUUCCACAACGCAAACUGUUGACUAUAAAUGUACAGGUUCUGGGUCUUACCCGAACAAAAAUUCACAUGACUGUACAACUUAUUACUUAUGUUUAACCGGAUUGGAUGGAUUCUUAUUCGCAGUGAUAAUUGGCUGCCCAGAACUUAAAAUUUUUUCUUGGGAUACUAGGACAUGCGUUUCUGCAUCAUCCUAUAUCUGUCCAAAUCAAACCCCUCCAUCAACAAAAGUUCCAGAAAUUACGAUGCCAACAACCACUAUACCGAUAUCAUCAACUACGAUCUUUUUGACAACCUCUCCAUCAGAAUCAAUAACGACAACAUGGGCAACUACAUCAACUUUGUUUCAAACGACCUCAAUCGCAUACUCUUCAACGUCUAUUUCGUCCCCCUCAUAUCCUGAACAAAAUAUGUGUAAAUCCGCCGGACGAUAUCCGAAUCUAGAGCAACCCGACUGUCAAUCUUACAAUUAUUGUAUUCAAACCGCCAAUGGAAACUUUUUAAAAUACACGUUUAAAUGUCCUGCGAAGUCAUUCUUCGACCCGGUGAAACAAAGUUGCUCCACCAACUACGAAUGUCCUCAUGUUCCAACUGAUGUUACAACUGAAGUAGACACGACUUUAUUACCUUUCAACUGCACCAGAAGUGGACGUUUUCCCAAUCUGCUAUCAUCGUCCUGCGAAUCUUACGUAUAUUGUAUGAAAACAACUGAUGGGAAACUAUUGACCUACGUUUUCAAAUGUCCAGCCUCAUUUCUUUUCAGUCCAAACGAAGGAAGAUGCUCGUUAAGUCAUGAAUGUAAAUAUUGAGACACCGUGAAGAAACAAACAGUCAAUAAGCAUGUUUUCCACACGAAUCAUUUUGUUUUACGUUCACCUCAUUUUGUGUUUCAUGCUGAACACUUGUUCUGAUUUUAAGAGUAAAUAAAGAAUAUCCAUACAUUCAAACAAUAACAUCAAGUACGUUUUAGUAUGUAACGUUAGCUUAGUUGUAAAGUCUU
Molecule: messenger RNA, 2063 nt
Organism: Malaya genurostris
Lineage: Eukaryota; Metazoa; Arthropoda; Insecta; Diptera; Culicidae
Exons: 1
Coding region: 55-1872 (605 amino acids)
Cellular component (GO): extracellular region
Molecular function (GO): chitin binding
Source: RefSeq, a predicted model, not a curated record